Molecule: messenger RNA, 6836 nt
Organism: Strongylocentrotus purpuratus (purple sea urchin)
Lineage: Eukaryota; Metazoa; Echinodermata; Echinoidea; Camarodonta; Strongylocentrotidae
Product: alpha-2-macroglobulin
Exons: 32
Coding region: 128-4837 (1569 amino acids)
Cellular component (GO): extracellular region
Molecular function (GO): endopeptidase inhibitor activity
Source: RefSeq, a predicted model, not a curated record
UAUUCCAAGAACGCAUAAACAGGAGCUGGGUACUGAAACAACAUGUUGUUGGAUCUAUAAAAGUCGACUCCGGUUUUGAUUUGUCAUUUUUCUCAUCACCUCGUCGGGAUCAACAUCAGGAUCAACGAUGAAGUAUUCAAACCUACAAGCGUUCAUCGUCGCUGCGUGCUUCAUGUCACUAUGUGUAAUACAGGUUGGAGCUAGAGCUGAAAGAGAAAGGGGGUUAGUUAUCACAUUUCCUGAGAAGGUCUAUCUGAACUCAACCGAGAAAGUAUGCUUCACAGCAGCAAAUGUCAGCGGAGACAUGCAAGUCCGAGCAAGGCUAAAGCUCCCGGGUGUUGCACGUUCUUACAGCACCUGGAUGGGUGCGGAGAGUGAUGGAUGUGUGGACAUUUCCACAAAUUUUCCUUAUGAUGGAUCUCCUGUUCCAAGAACAGGAGAACUCGUUUUGGAGUGGUCUGUGGAACGAACGCCAGGUACUCUGUUGGUGGAAAAGACCUACAGGUAUUCGGUCAUUGUGGUCCCUUUGAAGCAAGAGACAUUUAUUCAGUCAGACAAGCCUAUCUAUCAGCCUGGACAGAAAGUUCUGUUCCGAGUGCUGACGGUGCAAUACCCUGAAUUGCUGCCUAAUACGGAAAACAAAAAAGAUGUAUGGAUCACCUCUCCUGGUGGAACUAGACUGCAACAGUGGAGAGAUCAGGUUAGUAGCGAUGGCCUCUUGGAUCUGACCUUUGAACUCUCGGAAGAACCGGAGCUUGGGAACUGGAUGAUACAUGUGCAGGUGCAUGGUGGGAGGACGACCGUCCAAGAGUUCAAAGUUCAGGAGUAUGUACUGCCCAAGUUUGAAGUUUCGAUCAAAACUCCAUCUUACUUGUUCCUGGGUGAUCCAGGACCAUUCACAGUGACAAUUUGUGCCAAGUAUACAUACGGUCAGCCAGUACGGGGGCGCAUAUCUGCAAUAAUUGCUUUAGAGAGUACAUAUCACUCAAGCGCCAGGGAAACCAUACACGUUGUUGAUGAGGAAGCUGAUGAGGACACAGGAUGCAAGGACAUUACUUUUGAAGCCGAUUUAACUGCACAAGUUAUAAGAGGGCGGCAUUUUGACCUUGAGCAGAACUUGCAUGUCUUCGCUAACUUUACAGAAAGAGGCACAGGUGUGAUUAUGAAUGCCACCAGCAGUGACACCAAAAUAGAGCAAUAUGACGUCAAAGUGGAGAUUCGAGGUCCUGAUGUUUUCAAACCUUUAUUACCAUACCAUGGAAAGAUUGUAUUGACUCAUCCAGAUGGCUCACCAGCAGGUGUUCAGGGUGUGAGAGUUUCACGGCCCAACUACCCAGCUCAGCUCCUCGAUACCCAACCCGAUGGCACGGUCGACUUUGUGUUCGAUACACCUCGCACAUCUUCAACCACCUCAUUCCGAAUUACAGCUGAACUACUUGAGUCGCUUGUUUCUUCUAUGCCCCAUGGUGACCCGAUCCGAAUGAUGCCACGGGAGACAUCCGAGUCCAAGGAAGUCAAUGCUUGGUACUCACCAAGUGGCUCCUUUCUGCAAAUCUCUGAUAUCGAAGGAACAGUAUCUAUCAGUCAGAUUGUUCCUGUCCAACUGGAAUUCACCUUGCCCCGGAAUGAAACACAGAUUGAGUUCUUCUAUAGGGUAAUAUCUGGAGGAAGAAUCGUAGCUAACGGCAGUUACAGUUGGACCAAGGAUGGCCAGACCACAACUCAAGGAGAACUGCCAGCUGUUGUUUAUUCUGAGCUCGUCUCUCAAAUUGCGGCUUCUACUUCGGCCUCCUCGCGAGCUAGACGACAACUCCGGCGACAUUUCUGGCCUCCCCACCGAAAUGGUCAUGAAACGAUUGAGCCUGAGUUGCAAGACUAUGCGACCAAUGGUACAAGGGCCAGCACUGUCUUUUCCUUUGACGCUGUCACCGAGAUGUCGCCAAAAAGCCAAAUCCUUGUCUAUUACAUCCGUAAUGAUACGGAGGUGGUCAGUGCAAGCACUCAUUUCAAAAUGGCUUCUGCUUUCAAAAAUCAGGUAUCGUUGCAGUUCCUUGAUGGGAGGGAGAUAAGACCGGGCCAAACCGCUUCCAUAGCUCUCAACGCACGACCUUCUUCACUGUGUGCUUUGGGUGUGGUGGAUAAGAGUGUGCACAUCAUGGGUGGGAACAAUCAGCUUUCUAAAGCAAAGGUGCUGAAUCCCUUGAGUGGCCUGAAUGUUGUCGAAGGAUCACAUGAUUUAAGCUGCCCAGAUCACUCAUCUUCUUCGUUCUCAAGCAGGCAUGUGGACAGCGCUGAAGGCUUCAGGACUGCUGGUGUAGGUGUCCAUACUGAUCUCAAGUUGGAAACCAGACCCUGCUGGGAAAGGAGAAGCACAUGCCCACCAGCAUGUGUAUACUUUCACGUGCCAAGAAGAGACUUUGAUUUUAGAGGAGGUCUACCAGGUCCAAUGCCCGAAGUUCAGCGUGGAGUUCAACAUCAAAUGGUUUUUGAUUCUCCCGUAGCAAUGGCGAUAGAUAUUAAUUUUGAUGAUCUGAAUGAGGAUGUACAACAGGCAGCCCCGCUUACAGAGCUGCGCAGCUACUUCCCCGAAACAUGGCUCUGGGAACUCAAGAGACUAGGGUCUGAUGGGCAAAGCGUGAUAGAAGAAGCGAUCCCACACACCAUCACUGACUGGGUAGCUAACGCCUUCUGCCUCUCCUCUGAGCAUGGUAUAGGCGUGGCGGAGGCUGCAUCCAUCCGAGCUUUCCAGCCCUUCUUCCUCUCCUACACCCUUCCGUACUCCAUCAUUCGAGGGGAGAAGGUCCCUGUCAAGGUUACCAUCUUCAACUACCUGAGCACCUGUUUGAACAUCCAGCUCGCCAUGACGGAGUCUUCCGAUUUCAGGAUUGAGGCCCGCCCUGCCUCGGAGGACAUUGAAGUGUGUGGCAACUCUGCUGAGACACUAGAGUAUGAGAUCAUACCUACGGAGCUGGGCGACCUGCCAAUCAGAGUUACCGCCAGUGCCAUGCCAAGCACUGACCGUGGUGAUACGCCUCCAGAUGACAUCACUUUCCCUGUCACGGAUGCUCUUGAGGACACCAUUUUGGUGGAGCCUGAAGGUGCAGAGCGAGAGGAGACUUUCAGUGAAUUGAUCUGUCCAAGUGAUAAUAGUGAUGGGGUGUUUGAGCAGACCAUCCCUCUUGGGCUACCCUCGGAAGUAGUUCCAGGAUCUGCUCGUGGAAGGAUACAGGUUAUUGGCGACAUCAUGGGACCUGUGAUGUCAAACCUGGACGGUCUGCUGAGGAUGCCGUUUGGUUGUGGAGAGCAGAACAUGAUCUUCAUGGCUCCUAACAUCUAUGUCAUGCAGUACUUGUCUCGCACCGGCCAGCUUACAUCAGAAAUUAACGACAAGGCACUCAAGUUCAUGACUAGUGGCUAUCAGCGGGAGCUCACUUACCAGCUCAGGGACCACUCCUACAGUGCCUUCGGUCAGAGUGAUGGGGAGGGAAGCACCUGGUUGACUGCUUUUGUUCUCAAGUGUUUCAGCCAGGCCCAAGACUUCAUGGACAUCGAUGAGGACAACCUGGACAUGACAAGACGCUGGCUGAGCAGGAACCCCCGAGACGAGAACGGCUGCAUUGUGAAGAAAGGGCGUGUCAUCCACAGGGAGAUGCAGGGUUCUGUGUUAAGUCCAGUAACCAUGACCGCCUUUGUCACCAUAGCAUUACUAGAGGCUGGCGCUAAUCCUCAGGACACCCACAUGGUGUCUAGUCUUAGCUGCAUCAGGAAUGGCAUCGAGUCUGAAGGAGAGACCAUGGACACCUACACUCUAGCUAUCAGCAGCUAUGCUCUGGGGUUGGGUGAAGAAUAUGCGACUCAGACCAUUGCCCUCAACCACCUGAACACAAGGGCUGUCGGAGAUGAUGGCCAGAGAUACUGGAGUAAGCCGGAGACCAGCCCUAGCACAGUAGUAGAAGAAGACGCCCACUGUCACGCUUUCUGCAGGGCCGACUCCUCUGCUGUGGAAAUGACGUCUUACGUCCUUCUGGCGUUCAUGAACCGGAAUGCACCCACUGGUGACGUUCUGGUAGAGACCAUGCCGAUGGUGAAGUGGCUCAACACGCAGCGUAAUGCCCUCGGUGGCUUCUCAUCAACUCAGGACACUGUCCUAGGACUCCAAGCCUUGUCUCAAUUCGCCAGCCUUGCCUACGACCCUGAUGUACCCCUUGCCGUGAAUAUCGACGUGGACGCUACGAGGGCACUCCCUAGUGCCCCCCAGGCGGUCAGUUUUGAGGUAGACAACCACAAUAGACUGGUACUACAGAGGGAAGAGCUAGAGGAAGUACCGACAGAGCUAGAAGUGACAGCUACAGGCAGUGGAUGUGUUUUGUUCCAGGCCGAGCUAAUGUACAAUGUGCCCGUUGCAGUUCCCAACCGUCUCCUCUUUAACAUAACUACAUCCCUCAGAGAAUGGGAAACCAACUCUAUCACAGACCCUGCAGCCUGUGGGGACAAGAUCCUGGAUAUCUGCGUCAGGUAUGUAGGCAGCGGUGAGGAGACCGGCAUGGCCACCAUGGAAGUCAAGAUGGUGUCUGGUUACGUUCCUCAUGAACAAUCCUUGAACAUGUUCCAGGAUGGCAAUAGCAUCGGCCUCAAGCGCUUCGACAAGUACAAGCCUGGACAACCUCUCUCACUCUACUUUGAUAAGUUUGACAAUGAAUUACGCUGCAUUCCCAUCAACCUGAAGCAGGAGAUCUUUGUGAAGGAGACCAAGGAUGCAGUCAUCAAGGUCUACGACUAUUACAAACCAACUCUGGUUGGUUUCAAGAGCUACAACACCUGCGAGGCUGAGAACUGAAGCAGAAGACUACAGGAAAGACAUAAUCAUCAGCUGUAGUCUCUUAGUGUGACAUUAUGUAUGGAAAAGGUUAUUGGGUUGUGCUGUAAAGUGAGGAGGGGAAAAAGUUGUGAGCUAUCCCAGUGUUUAUUUUCUUCCUACAUGUAUAUGGAAGAAUAUCUUUGCAGCAAUAUCACAUGAAAUGACCAUAUAUUCCAAAUAAAAACUCUGGACCAAAUUUUGAUGCCACGUGUUUGUAUGCAUUGUAUGUCAUAUAAAGGUAGAUUGACACUGGUUUGAGAUCAUCAAUAAUUGUGAUUGUGAAACCUUGUCAUGUACAAUUACUUUUAGUGUACCACAUGUACAUAAUCUACCUUUCACAAUAACUUUCAGAUAUUUUCUUGGAUAAUAGAAUCGCACGACCACAACUCGACUUCAGACUAAGUAGCCCAGACGUAUGUGCAUGUACUGUCAUAUAUGGAUAAAUUCAUAUGUACUAACAAAGUUGACUAACAGUGGAUUCGUGAUUAUCUUGUGUAAGAUUUGUAAGCAGAGUAUUUUGUUAGGGGACUCAACUCUCAAUUCAUAUUCAUUUCCUGAAGCACUGUGUAUCUCCGAAAUCUAUGAACAAAGAAAAAAAAGGUUCUCAAAUAUUUUAGGGGGCACUUGUUUACAAAUUUAUGCAAAUUUUGUGUGCUGUCUGCUAAAUUUGUUUUAGCUGUCGUCUGCAAAAAAAAUCAUUAUUUUUGUAUGAGGAGAAAAGUGCAAAAGAUAGUUGAAUGCAUGUACUUAGGUUUUAUUAUUUUAUUUAAGAUUUUUGUGCUUUUAAUGGAACAAAAAGUUGAAUCAUGUUUUAAAUUUUAAAUUUUAAAAGUUUUUAAAAGAGCUAAAGAAUGCAGUAUCAUGAGUGUUUAAGUUUUGAAAUGUAUAUGGUGACAAGUGAAAUACCGCUGUUUAAAUGACAUGUUUAUGUACAAGUUUCUUUCAGAUUUGACUAUUGACUUUAUAAUUGGUUUGAAGGUCUUUCCACGAUUAGAUUUUCAUUUCAUAAAUCUGAUUUUAAUCACGAGAGCCACAACUAUGUGUUAUAUCUACUUACCGGUAUAGACAAUCAUAUCUGGUUUUUUCAUUAGACUUUAUAGUAUACAAAUAAUACACAGCAGUGAGGGAAUUAGUAAGAAUUACCCACACAAGGGACCUUUGGAACAGUCUAACAUGCCUGAGGUGGUAGCCAAAGGUGUUUGCACUGUUUUGAAGGUACUGAGUGUGGGUAAUUUUACUAAUGCCCAAACAAAAUGAUGUGUAUUAUUUGUUUUAUAAAAUGAUGUUUUAUUUGUUUUAUAAAAUGAUGUUUUAUAACAUGAUUUUACUAAUGACCGGUCAUUAAAAUUGGAUAAUGCCCAGUCAUUAUCCAAAUUACGUGUUAGGCAAAAUGAAUGCCCGGUCACGUUUACGCUUUCAACCAAUCAUUUGAUUAGGAUCCACCUCAUCGUCUUAUAAUACCGGCUAUUGUAGGGUGAUUAAUGCAGAAAGUAAUGUAAAAAAGGUUAAUGAAUUAACAUGCAUUUGAGGAAUGAAAAAGAAUUUUCUUUUCUAUUCUAUUAUAUAAUUAUAUGCAUGUAUGCAAUACAGUACUUCAUGGUGCCUUAGAUUUUUUUAUCUUUUUCAAACUGUUUUUGUAAGAUGAGAAAAGAUGUCGCUAUAUUGGACAAAACCAGUCAACCUUUCCAAAGAAUUAAUCUUGCCGAAGUAAAUGUUUGGUACAUAUAUGUUUUCUUUGAAUAUGUUGAGUGAUAAAAUGGCUUGAUUUCGUUUUUUUCUAACAAAAAUGAGUGCUUGGUCUGCUUUAAAUUAGACAAUACCGCAGAGUUAUGUGAUCUUAGUGUAAAUGAUGAUACAUGUAUUACUUCGUACUCCGUCUGUCGUACUUUGAUGAGGCGUAUGGUUGCGCUCGUGCUUUUAUACACAUAUUUUUGAUAUCCAGAUUAGUCAUUGAAUAAAAUGAUGUUUAUACUUCUUA